UUGGGCCGCUUCGCGACGGGCGCGGCGGGGGAGGGUGGGUUUGGCGUCCCUGAGGGGGACGAGGGGAGAGAGUUAACGGCGGCGGCGGGGGCGUUUGCGGGGGAUUGGGGGGCGGAAACGGACGGCGUUUUGCAGGAACGCUUCCUUUUUUUCUUGGCAACGACGGUCGUAAACCCGUCGUUGCUUUCGCCCUCGGGGCCAGGCCGGGAGCCGGACUCCGAGGCAGAGGCCUCGGCCGAUGAGCACUCCAUGAGGGUGUUGGGGAGCAAGGAAUCUGAGAUGAAUCUCAGAACGAGCUCGGGGGCCUUCUUCUGUAAUAUAUAA
Messenger RNA from Danaus chrysippus (African queen), 324 nucleotides. The record is from the annotation of a GenBank genome assembly. Lineage: Eukaryota; Metazoa; Arthropoda; Insecta; Lepidoptera; Nymphalidae.